Molecule: messenger RNA, 1509 nt
Organism: Rotaria socialis
Lineage: Eukaryota; Metazoa; Rotifera; Eurotatoria; Philodinida; Philodinidae
Source: the annotation of a GenBank genome assembly
AUGGUGCAAACAAGUCCUAGCCCAUUUGAUGUGGGUCGUGCAUUCGUUCAUCAAUACUAUACACUAUUACAUCAAGCUCCUGAAUUACUUCAUCGAUUUUAUUCAACGGAUAGUACAUUUAUUCAUGGUGGUGUCGAUCGUCCAGGUUCUAUUGAACGCACGGCUACUGGUCCGGAGGCUAUUGCUCGACGAAUUAAUGAACUCAAUCUACGAGAUUGUCAUGCAAAAAUUCGUCAAGUUGAUUCACAUCCAACUAUUGGCAAUGGUGUUGUCGUUCAAGUUACUGGGGAACUGUCUAAUAAUGGUGAUGCAAUGCGUCGUUUCAUGCAAACAUUCGUAUUGGCACCACGACAACCAAAAAAAUUCUACGUACAAAAUGAUAUAUUUCGAUAUCAAGAUGAAGUUUUUGAGGAUGUUUCUGAUGAAGAUGAUCGUUCAAGUUCACAAAAUUAUGGUGAUACGGAUAAGGUUUCCAAUGCCGAUUCAUCAGCUGCAAAUAUCCAACAACCAUUAUUCGUUGCAGCUAGCACACGAGAUGUACCAGAAGAAGUACCACCAUCACUACCAGUAGUAGUACAACAACAUCAACCUUUGCCACCUCGUGUUGCUAACAAUCAACCACAGGUUAUUGCAAAUCAAAUAGUUCAACAACAAGAAACAUCAUUAAAUAGUACUAAUGAAACAACAGGAUAUAAUCGACAGCAAGAAAUUGUUCAAGAAAAUCAACAACAAACGAAACCAGUAUCAACCGAAGGAGCCUCCUAUGCUGGUGUAGCUAAGUUGAAUGCACCAACAGGUUCAACAUUGAUUGUAAGUUCAACUGGUUCGCUUUCCAUGCCAGCACCACAAGCAACAAGUGUCAAUCGUUCAGCUGCUGUUAAAUCAGCUCCAGCUCGAGCAAAUAAUCAACAACGUGGUAAUGGUAAUUAUUAUUCACAAAAUAAUCGUAGUAAUCAAUGGAAUACAAACAAUCAACAAGAUCCAAGUCCAGGUCGUCGUCCAGGGGGUAAUAUGACCAAUGUUCCUAACGAAUUACAAGUCUUCGUUGGAUCAUUACCUGCCGACUUUUCACGCGAAGAUUUAAUUCAUUGUUUUUCACAAUUUGGUAACGUUUCCGAUGCUAAAAUUCAAACACCAAUGCACGAUAAGAAAAAGAGUAGUUUUGGCUUUGUUAGUUUUGACGAUCCAGAGAUUGUCACACACGUUGUUGAUUUACAACAUGUUACGUAUAAUAAUAUUCGUUUAAAUGUCGAACCCAAAACACAAAAAAGUUAUCAAGGAAAUGCUAACAAUGGACCACAAGGUAAUCCAAGAAAUAAUAAUUUUUCAGGACGAGGCGGUAAUCGUGGUGGAAAUCGUGGAGGAUAUCGUGGUAAUGCCAACAAUCCACGACGUGGUGGUGGUAGUGGUCAACAUCCUAUUAACUCACCAUCAAUGACAGGACACGAUGAGAACGUUAAAGCUCCAAAACAACAACAACAACAACAACAACAACAACAGCAGCAGUAA